Molecule: messenger RNA, 2449 nt
Organism: Xiphophorus couchianus (Monterrey platyfish)
Lineage: Eukaryota; Metazoa; Chordata; Actinopteri; Cyprinodontiformes; Poeciliidae
Exons: 3
Coding region: 311-1228 (305 amino acids)
Cellular component (GO): plasma membrane
Molecular function (GO): transmembrane signaling receptor activity
Source: RefSeq, a predicted model, not a curated record
UAUUAAAGCUGCAGUAUGUGACUUUUAUAAAGAAUAAGAUUUUUGUGCAUAUUUGUCAAAACUGUCAUGCUGAGCUCAAUCUUUUUCCACUGGUUAUCUGUUUCAUACAAUACUGUCACAACAUUGUGAUAUUUUCAACAAAUAUAUAAAACAAUAUAUUUUUUAAUAGUUACAUACUGCAGCUUUAACACCGGGAGCUGGUUUGAAAUAGUUCUCUGUGUUUCGUAGAUAACUGGAGUCACAUAAACUUACUCUUUCUUCUACAGGAACUGAGGCCUCAACAGAGAUAAAAAUAUGUCUGGAAGGAUGGAUGGAAAUGACAUGGAAAUACCCUUGUGAUGAACGAAAAUAUGAUAAACUCAAAGUAAUUUUACCAACUAAAACCAUACAGGUCAAUCAGACAGACAAAUGGGAAAAAAGUGGCAAAUAUUUUUUUUACCAUGAUACAUUGGAAAAAUAUCUUAGACUAAAGGUAUGGCCUUUUAACUCCAAGGACAAUGGAACGUAUGGAUUUAAUUGUGAUGAAAACGCAAAAAAGAGUGAAGUAAAGAUUGUUGAAAAAACACACUGCAAGACACUCAAUCAAACUGCUUACCGAACAGCUAAAACGACCAUCAAAUGUGAUUAUCCACAUAUGUAUCUGUCCAAGACCAAGUUCAUCUGCAAAGAAAACAACUUUACUUGUAAGAGUAUCUUAACAACAAAAUCAUCUAAAAAUUCAACAGGAAGAUUCACCCUGACUCAUACCAGCAGUGACUUCAAUUUGUCAAUUAGUCCUGUGUCCUUAAACGAUGCUGGUGUUUAUUGGUGUGGAGUGAUAGAAAGCAAUGGCAGUUACCAAGCUGGAAUCUCAAAAAUACAGCUGGAGGUUAAAAAUAUCACGAUGUUCCCAAGAUUGAGAACUCCAGGACAAGAUUUAAAAUAUUAUUGCAAAUACGGAAGCAAUUUCUCUAACCUGACAAAAUGUAUCUGUAAGGGAGAAAAUCAAGAUGAAUGUCGGGAUGUUGGAAGCACCACAAACAACAUGAGUAGGAGGUUUAUGAUGAAGGACAACAAAAUAAACAACACCAUCACCAUAGAAGUGAGAAAUGUAACAGUAGCUGACUCUGGAACUUACUGGUGUGGAGCCAACAAGGACAACAGCAAAAUAUUUAUUCACAAGUUAGCCUUGAAAGUAGGUGAGUCAUUUUGUUCCUACCCUGAUUCUGACAGCUUAGGUGUAGUUUGACAAAUAUGCAGAAACCAGAGCAGUAAGUAAAGUGGUGAGCAUUUUCAGACAUGGAAUUAAGACACCAGACACUCCUAGACAUUCCUAGAUUACCUACUUUUAUUGGUAAUACGUCUAACACUGACCCACAAGUCUGUUUGUGCAUUCCCAUAUAUUUGAGUAUUAUAGAAAAUAUUUUUAUCUGUAAUUCAUUAGUAUGAGAUUAAUGCAUGUCAAACAUUUAUUUAUUUUCAUUUGCUGAUUAUGGUUUGCUGUUAAUUAAAACUAAUAUUGCAUUUUUUGUUAUCCCACACAUCAUUCUCGCUUAGAUAACUCGGCAACUUUACCUGCAAAUACAUUUGGUAAGAGACUACUGUAUUUUUUGUUUUUAAACUGCUUAAUAAUCAAUUAAUUUCUCUGUGUUGACGAGUGCUUGAAACAAGACUGUGUCUGUACAUUGUAGGUGACAUAAAGAAAUUUCUGAUCACUGGUACAGUUGUGGUGAUACUUCUGCUUUGGACAACAACUUUGAUCAUUAUAUACAAACGUAAGCAUGUUCAUAUUUAUUUGAACAACAGAACACAAGCAAUAUUAUUAUAUAAAACCACAUUCUUACACUUUACAUGUGUAGAUUAAAUCUAAAGAGCCACAAUAGGAAGACCAUUUUUGCUGAUUUAUCAGACAUUAAAUUGUUUCUUCUAAAAAGAAAGAUUCUUAGAUAAUAGUUUUCUGUGUUCUCAUUUAUUUAAUUUUUUGUACUCUUCUUUUUUUGAAAAGGAGAUUCAAAUACAAAAAACACAGGCCGCAGCGAAGCAGAAUAUCAUCCAACAGAGGUUAGUUUUAAAUUCUACACUUUCUGUGUUAAAGUGUUGUUGCACCAACACAUAGAUUUUGUUAUGCCAGUAACCAGAUUUAUAUUAUUUCUCUGUUAGGAGCAUUUCUAUGAAGAAGUGACAGAGCAUAAGACACUGGUGAUUCCUACCUAUGCCAACACUCCUACAAAUGAGCCAGCCCUGCUGCCGUACUCUAUUGUCAGCUUUCAAAGGACUUAAGAGAAUAAGGCUGACACAGAAGUUCUGCCCCUUUAACCCACCUCUACUUUGUGCAGCUGAAGCUCAAUCUUCCCAACUGAUCAGCCAUCCAGAUCUACAGACCAACCCCUUUACUCAGCAGUUAAGAAGACAAAUGCAAAAUGAAAAAUAAAUAAAUAAAUAAAAAAUAAAUAAAUAAAAAUAAUAUACA